CUACAAUCAAAAGCAAAAAUCAACUCAACAUGGCAAAUCCAUGCAAGGGCUUAUUGAGACAAAGAAGCAAUACAAUAACGGGAUCAGCAUGGAGCAUCGUAUCUUCAUAUGGCAUUUGUUUAUCCCGGACUCCUGCUUCUGUCCGAUAUCUCACUGCUUAUGCUGCUAAUUUAAGGAAUGGACCUUCUGGCCUAUGGAAUAAGAAGGAUAGUGACAACAAUGGCGAUAAGGAUCCUUUUGACAAGCUUGGAGGCGAAAGUGCUCGUCCUAUUAGGUUUAAGGAGAGGGAAUACAACCGAGAUAAUAGUAGUAGUAGUGAUAGAGACUCUGGAAAGUUUGGUCGACCAUCCUUUGGCCAACGUGACUUCCGUAACAGAUCUUCAGCAAAUUCCAAUUUUUUUGAACGAGAGAAUAGAGGUAGAGACAGAAAUAAUGUAAGAGAUAGAGAUCAAGACAGAUAUGGAGAUAGCAGUAGUAACAGCAGUUACAGCAAGAGGAAUAAUGAUACCAGCUCAUUUAAACCACGUGAAUCAUCAUCGUCAUCAGCGCCAAACGACUCAGGCAUUCCUAGAGGUAGUAGCAGCCCAAGAAGUAAAAUAUCAAAGGACAAUGAUUAUCUCUAUUCGCCCAAUGUCGUCUUACCAGCUCUGAUGAAUAAUUAUCGAAAGUCAUAUACAUUAUACUAUUCGAAAAUACUGGAACAGAAAAGGAAAAAAUUGAGAGAAGACCCUGUAGCAGAUUGUAUUGCGGCAGCCAUGGAUAAGCACGUUAGAGUGGUCAAGACAACCAAACAUGACCUUAAUGAAAUGGCUGAGCAGCGUCCUCAUCAAGGCGUGGUUUUGGAAGCUUCAAAAAUGCCUAUGAUCAAUGUCGUCGGACUAGGUCCGGUCUCCACUUUGAAUGAAUAUCAACUCGUGGGUAAAAAAGCAAAUGAAGUAACGGACUUUCAAAGGCGAGAAGAUGAGCCUCCAGUUUGGAUUGCGCUCGAUGAAGUCGUUGAUCCACAGAAUCUAGGUGCCAUCAUGCGCACAGCCUUCUUUUUGGGUGUCGACGGCGUUGUUGUCUGCGAGAAAAAUAGUGCUCCACUUUCUGCGGUUGUUGCAAAAGCCAGUGCCGGCGCCUUGGAAGUGAGGCCUACUUAUGCUGUCUCUAGUUUGAUGAAGUUUAUUCAGAAUUCACAAAAGAAUGGAUGGCAUGUUGCAGGUGCUCAUGUUACUUAUGGCUCCAAGCGAAAUCGUCCUAUAUAUACCUGGCCCGAAACAGGCGUAGAUCAACCCACGAUUUUAGUCUUGGGAAAUGAAGGCAAUGGUCUUCGGAAACAGAUUGCUAAUCAGUGUGAUUCAUUUAUUCAGAUCCCAACGUUAAGUCCUUUUGCCUCUGGAGUCGACUCUUUGAACGUCAGUGUUGCAGCAGGCAUCAUCCUCUCAAAAUUGAUGGGCGGGCGGUUUUCACACUUGCCAAAGAACCUGAAAAAGUUCCCACAUCGUGACCGAUCACAAAUGAAAGGCGCAGGCGGCAUAAACAAAGAUGAAAAUGAGGAUGAGGGAUAUGGGGACGACAACGAUGACGAUGGUAAUGACGAUAACGACGAUAAUUAUGAUGAUGAUGAUGACGACGAUGAUGAUGAUGAUGACAACGAGGAUGAAGGCAGGGAGGAAAGUGCUCAAGCCGCAAAGGUGAUCAAGAAUCACAAAGGCGAUCAUCUUCCGUUCUAAGAAGCCAUAAAAAUAAAC
Lobosporangium transversale is the source of this 1733-nucleotide messenger RNA. RefSeq lists its product as hypothetical. Bases 30 to 1715 code for a protein of 561 amino acids. Gene Ontology annotation, molecular function: RNA methyltransferase activity; RNA binding. Gene Ontology annotation, biological process: rRNA methylation. The record is from RefSeq and is a predicted model, not a curated record. NCBI's taxonomy places the organism in Eukaryota, Fungi, Mortierellomycota, Mortierellomycetes, Mortierellales, Mortierellaceae. The transcript has 4 exons.